AUCAUACAGCGUGAAGUUGGCUGUGGCCACUCGCCUAAAAAAAGAUUAAAAGUUAAAGAUUAAUACAAUUAAGUGAAACGUUUUAGGCUGGCUCCUGCAUUGGAGUUGCACUCGUUGCGUAAUUACGCGCGCUUGUGUGUCUGUUAGGUUGGUACUGUAACAUAACAAUGGCGUUGGCGUUGCGAGUGUCAUACAUUGCCCACAACAAUGGCAAUUUUGGCAGGUGGUCACAGGAGCGCCGCCGAUUGCUACGAUCAUGUUGCAGAUCUCGACUGCAGGGCAGACAGACGGUGAAUUAUAGUACACAAGAGCAGGAAUCAACGUCGACGGCAUCGAAGACUCCGCCGCAAAUAAAGCGAAAUGUUGCCUCCGAAAUAACAAGUGUUGGAAAGGUAAUCUAUGAGGCUGGUUGGGAUGCCAAAAACUCCAAGAGCCGAAGUCCGCAAACAAAAAAUGGCACUUCUGGCGAAAUAAUAAUAAGAACUGCGUCGUCUCCAAGCAACGAGCCACCAAAUGCAAAUAAAGAUAAGGAUCAGGAGCCACACAAAUCAAAGAGCGAACAGAUGCGUGACAAUAUGCAGGAAUACAUAUUCACGCGUUACUUCAACUAUGUGAAGAACUACGACAAGGUGCUCGAGAAGAACUUUCCAAAGGCUAUGCAGCUCUAUCGAGCGUUCUUUGAGGGAGUUAAGGACUUCUUCGCUGACAUGAAGAGGUUUUUAAAGAUUUCGCGUAUUGCCAACGAUGCGCCACAGGGGAUACGGGCACUGAAUCGACAAGAACUCGAGUUGUACAUGCAAAUGCCGCGUGAUAUGAUGAAAGUAGCGCCUGCCUUAAUUGGGUGCUCCUUGCCAAUGGUUGGCUAUGCUUUCUUUCCGCUUGUCUUUUGGUACCCACGCAUUUUUCUAACAAAUCACUUUUGGACGGCAACUCAGCGUGCCGAGUUCCAGAGCUACUAUACGAAAUGCCGGCUCCAGUGCAACAAGUCCGUACUCCGCUGCCUUCAGGCCAAGCUAAAAAAUGUUGAGGGUCAUCAUAAGUACGCAGAGUUCGAGUCCAUUCUAGGUCAACUGGGCAGCGGCACACAUCCUACCCCAGAGGCUCUCAUCUCAGUCAAAGAUAUUUUCGCCGAGGGACCCUACUCACUGUUGGGCAUGUCGCGUAAACACAUUAAAUGUCUAGUCAAGAUGCAUGGGCUACCCAAUAGCCUGUUCAAACGCCAUCGCUUGCACGAGCAUGCUUUCUUGGUGCACUAUAUGGACUUGGCUAUUACCCGCGAGGGCGGUGUCCAUAAUCUAAACUUGGCUUCAUUGCGAUACUGCUGCUAUCUACGUGGAUUAAAUCCGGAUAACUUGAACGCCGAACAAAUGAUCGAAUGGCUACGUAAAUGGGUGAAGGUAUCCACGUCAAUACAAGGCGAGCAUAUCACUCUCUUUCUACAUCUGCCUGUCCUGCUGGGUUAUAAUCAUCCCAACAAUUGGAAAACCAUCUAUUGCAAUAAGACUCCAUAGUAAAAUUGUGUUAAUUGCUCAAAAAAUUAUUUUUUAGCGCUUUUCAAAAGCCAAUAAAACUGUUAUACACGAUCUAGGU
This is a messenger RNA of Drosophila hydei, 1590 nucleotides long. Its product is annotated as LETM1 domain-containing protein 1. The transcript is spliced from 4 exons. Gene Ontology annotation, cellular component: mitochondrial inner membrane. The record is from RefSeq and is a predicted model, not a curated record. Gene Ontology annotation, molecular function: ribosome binding. NCBI's taxonomy places the organism in Eukaryota, Metazoa, Arthropoda, Insecta, Diptera, Drosophilidae. Gene Ontology annotation, biological process: intracellular monoatomic cation homeostasis. The coding region runs from base 168 to 1511 and encodes 447 amino acids.